AUGUCGUCGACGGCGGUUUCGACUCCCCCGUCCCAAUCGUGGGGCCCGCGGUUGGGCUCGCCGUUGGGGUCGAUUCGUCUUCCCGAUCGAGUGGACGGGUCCGGCGAACCCCGCGCGCCUCCUCGCACCGCGAGGUCGGCGAACUGGUCCACCAUCAUGUACGAAUCGUCCUCCUCCAUCUCCCUGGCUUUGCGCCGGGACACGCCGCUGAGCGCGGGUCGCGCCGGGGAUUCGUCGUCGAAGUCCGCGGCGAUGCCACCCGGGCGCUGCCGGGGCGGCGGGGACAUCGCGCCCGUCGCCUGCCGCCGCCCCUCGAGCCGCGGCGGUGCGUCGUCGUUUUCGUCCUCGUCGAAGAAUCCGCCUCGGGUCGAUCCGCGCGGGUCGGGUCGUCGCCCCGUCUGCCCGCCGCGUCCUCCCCCGCCGCCGCCCUCGUCGCCCCAUCCUCCCGCGGCGUCGAGCCCGCGACUCGGCGGGGCGGCGCCCUCGUCGUCGGUGUCCUCGUCGAAGUCGUCCGCGAUGGAGCCCACCUGGGCUUUCCGCGGGGUCCCGCCCCUGGACUUUGCGCGCGGCGAACGGUCCUCGGGGGUGCCCGGCGAGUCCCCGCCGAGGAGGUCGGGGUCGAGGUAA
Messenger RNA from Micromonas commoda, 627 nucleotides. RefSeq lists its product with no specific name. The record is from RefSeq and is a predicted model, not a curated record. Bases 1 to 627 code for a protein of 208 amino acids. The transcript has a single exon. Lineage: Eukaryota; Viridiplantae; Chlorophyta; Mamiellophyceae; Mamiellales; Mamiellaceae.